Messenger RNA from Funneliformis caledonium, 666 nucleotides. The record is from the annotation of a GenBank genome assembly. NCBI's taxonomy places the organism in Eukaryota, Fungi, Glomeromycota, Glomeromycetes, Glomerales, Glomeraceae.
AUGCCAUGUUUCUUGGUUAAUAUUGCAGGGUCCACGUUCACUGUAUACGGUGCUGUGCUUUCAGAUACUGCUAUAAUGGAUCCUCUUACCCCGACCUACCACUUUAUUUGGUUCAAGAAUAAUGAAAAGAUGAUGUUGUUACUUUCUAGAGCAUUUCAGGCUAUACUUCAAACGAAUGGUGAAGUACAAGAACAUUCAGUGUACGUGAAAGCUGUUCAGAGAAAAUAUUACUCACUUCAAGCGUACAAUUUUUUACUUACGAAUGGAAAUCAUGCUCUAAAAAUCAUAGAGGCCACAUAUAUGCCUGAAGAAAUUAUUAGAGUGAUCCAAAUUUUACAUGAUAAUGAUUAUGUACAUGGAGACUUGUGCGAGGGCAAUAUUUUAGUUUGUCGACAUAGUGAAAGAGAAUGUGGUUUUGAUGUGAAGCUAAUCAAUUUUGAAUGGUCAGGACUUGUUGGAACUGCAUGUUAUUCUCAUUUUAUGAAUCAUAUCGCUAUUCAUUGGCUAGAAGGGGCAGAAGAUAGAAAGAAAGUCACAAAGGAACAUGACAAUACCAUGUUGGAGCAGACUUUUCAGAAAACGAAAUUGUCGCAAGAAUCAAAUGUGUCACAAGAAUCAAUUGUAUUGCAAGAAUCAAAUGUGUCUGACAUGUCGAUUGAACAGUGA